Trichoderma reesei QM6a is the source of this 1479-nucleotide messenger RNA. RefSeq lists its product as uncharacterized. The coding region runs from base 31 to 1479 and encodes 482 amino acids. The transcript is spliced from 4 exons. Gene Ontology annotation, molecular function: protein-lysine N-methyltransferase activity; protein binding. Gene Ontology annotation, biological process: peptidyl-lysine monomethylation. Lineage: Eukaryota; Fungi; Ascomycota; Sordariomycetes; Hypocreales; Hypocreaceae. The record is from RefSeq and is a predicted model, not a curated record. Gene Ontology annotation, cellular component: nucleus.
CAUCAAGCCGACCUCUUGUCGUACUCCGAAAUGGCGCAAUUACCGAUUGAGGCUUUCCCAGCCUGGGCCCUUUUGAACAAUGUCGACUUUGUGGACGCAGAGAUACGGAAUAUUGAAGGCAAAGGGUUCGGCCUCGUCGCCAAGCAUGAUAUCACAGACGAGAGCCGCGAUGCUUCCGGCCCAGCAACGAUCCUUCGAAUACCGCGAGACCUUGUCUUAUCUGCCGAGGCAGUAGAGGAGUAUGCCAAGGUCGAUCAAAAUUUCAAGCAGCUGCUUGAUGUUGCUGGGCAUCAGAGCACCAGGGGCGAUAUCAUGCUAUAUUUGUUGACUCAUCUCGUUCAAUCAAAAGCAACGUCUCCAGGUACCAGGGCGUUUGCCUCGACGCCAUGGACUGAGUACAUCAGGUUCCUGCCUCGGCCCAUCCCCGUUCCCACCAUGUGGACGAAUGACGAGAGGGAACUACUCAAGGGGACUUCUCUCGAGGCCGCCGUGAGUGCCAAGCUAUCUGCACUCUCAAGCGAAUACGACAAGCUGUGCGAAGAGGCAUCAGCCCUAUCCUUCUGGAGCACCCUCCUCUCUGAAUCUGCAACGCUGGAGGAUUGGGUCUUGGCUGAUGCCUGGUACCGCUCGCGAUGUCUGGAGCUUCCCCGGGCCGGUCAUGCCAUGGUACCCGGACUGGACAUGGCAAACCACUCGCAGAGCCAUUCGGCAUACUACGAUGAAAGCUCCGAUGGCGAUGUAGUAUUGCUUCCGAGACCAGGGUCAAAGAUUCCAGCAGGUGCAGAGAUUACCAUCUCAUAUGGAGAAGCUAAACCGGCAGCUGAGAUGCUGUUUAGCUACGGAUUCAUUGACAAAGACUCGACCGUCAAAGAGCUCACAUUACACCUUGAGGCAUUGCCUGAUGAUCCCCUGGGGAGGGCCAAGUUUCACAUCUACAAAGGGCCACCCACUGUACGACUAUCGAUAAUCAACGACAACGUCCACUGGGCCAGCCCGUUUCUGUAUCUUCUAAUCCUGAACGAGGAAGAUGGCCUUGCGUUCCGGGUACUGCAAGACACAUCAGGCGGCCGCCAGUUGAAACUAUUCUGGCAAGAGGAAGAUGUCACAGAGAGGACGGGCGAGUUCGAGACGCUGGUGCAGAACCACCCUCUCCACCAAGUGUUUAAGCUUCGCGCAGUUGCCGUGCUGGAGGAGCGGGUUGCGAUGCAGCUGGACAGAAUCUCCUCCGGGCCCUCGUACGGGGCAACGGAGCAAUCUCACGCGGCAGCAAACGAGCCCCGUGGGGAGUGCAGGCUAGCGGCUGAGACCUUGCGAGAUCUCGAAACCCAGGUCCUGCAGGGUGUGGCACAGGCGCUAGAAAACGAGAAGGCGAGGCUGCUUCAGGAUGAAGCCGUAGUGACAUAUCUCGGGUCGACGGAAGACGUCCAAAACGAGCAAGCGCCUGGCCCGGCGUCCAAUGACGAUGACGAGUUCAGCUAG